ACUCCAGGGGCUUUUGUUUUGUGUAGAGUGCUCUGGCAUUGCCUGAGGAUAAAUUGAAAGUAUGCUCAUUUCCCUCCCCAGUAAGAUUCUCAGUGUCCUCUGGGGCCUACAAUUUGAGCAAACAUUAACAAUAUAGUUAAUUUAUUCUUAUUGUUUUAGUUCUAACUGCAUUGUUGCUUCCUGGCAGAUGCAAGGAAAACUUUGCCUUAAAGCAACACCAGGCAGCACAACAAAAGGGAUUCAGGGUAGCCAGUAGACAAGAAAUAUGCUGAAGCAUGGACAGAAUAUACCCAGUCAGGUGUGCUUAGUCAUAGGACAUAACAUGAGCACUGUAACAGAUCUUUAGAUUUUUAUCUGGUUGACUGCACCAUAAGUUAAUACUUUUAAUGGUACACAAAUUAACUUGAAUUGUGCAGGUCUGUAAUGUGGGCAGAUCACUGACAUUGUCUGCACACUUAAUGUAGGUUAGGGAAGUAAUAAGAAAGCAAUUUUUAUGAUGUUCUCAUUCUGUAAAAUAGAAACCCCAAGCUGUUAGUUUAGAGAUUUAGGCUUUAUUAGUGCCCAUUUGUAAUGAAGUUGUUUGUUUCCCCAUUUUAGGAAGCCAUAACAAGCUUCAACCAAGACAAGCGAUUCUUCUGUGCUAUUCUUUCUUCCCACACUCCCUCCACAGGUGUCAGCUAUGUAGAUGCAAAUACUGUUGUCUUCUAUGACACUGAUUUAAAUCCUCUGCUGGAUAAGAAGGCCAAUGAAUGGUGUGAUAAAAUUGCAAGAGAUGGAGAUAUUCACAUAUACAGGUGCUAAGAAGUGAUAUAUGUGUUAUAAAGUCAAACCCAGAGGGGUUUAGGUGAAAUUAGGAUUUUUUUGGUUGAGGUCAUCCUUUUAGUUUAAGUCAUUUAAAUCUUUAAAGAUCUGGUUAGUCAAGCAUAUUUCUUCCCUUCAGGCUUAAAGGGAAAAUGAAAAGUCCUGUCUUUCCCCUUUCUGUAAGUUCUAUUCCUGUCUUUCACUCUCACCCUGAAAACAGUCUGGAUUUUUGUGUUGGGACAGUCAAAAUGAAGAUUGGUAUCUCUGACUAUCUUCUGUCCUUGAUAAACAUAGAAUCAUAGAAGGGCUUAGGUUGGAUAGGAUCUUAGAGAUCAUCUACUCCAACCUCCCCACCAUGAGUAGGGAUAUCUCUCAGCUAGACUCGGCUGCUCAAGGCCUCAUCCAGUCUGGCCUUGAACCCUCCCUGGGAGAAGGCAUCCACAACCUGCCUGGGUAAUCUAUUUUCAGAGUCCCACCACCCUUAUAUGGAAGAACUUCUUCCUAAGAUCCAGUCUAAAUUUCCCCUCCUCCAGCAUAAAGCCUUUGCCCUACUGGUAGACAUCCUUAGGAAAAGUCCCUCUGAAGCUUUCCUGUAGGAUCCCUUCAUCUAUUGGAAGGCAGUUCUAAGGUCCUCUGGGAGUCUUCUCUAGGCUGAACAAUGCCAGCUCCCUCAGUCUAUCCUCAUAGCAGAGAUGCUCAAGCCCUUGGAUCACUUUUGUGGCCCUCCUCUGGACUCACUAUACCAGCUUUGCAUCCUUCUUAUGAUGGGGACACCAGAACUGGAUGCAGUAUUCAAAUUGGGGUCAUUUGGUUUCAGAUGACUAUUGAUGAGAUGCUGAUAUACCUCUAGUUCAGAGGUGUAUUCAAAAGCUUUUCUGAAGUGGCAAUUUCUUCUGGAAGGGCAUGCAGAGGGGAGCUCUUGUUCACCUCACACCACUGGCUGUGCAGUGCACAGACACUGUUAGCAAAUGCCCCCCUAGUGUAGGGAUUUGUUAAAACCUCCAACCAUCUAGAAGACAGCACAGUUUAUUGUUAGUUUUUAAAGUGAGGACUGAAAGUGGUUUGGAAACAGGAAUUGGGACAUAAAAAGAAAGCUUUCCUCUAAAACUGAAACACAAAUACACAAGUUCCUAUUGUCUAGGUUCUAAUUUAAAUUUCCCAGAGACUCAAAUAUAGUUGAUAGAACCAAUAACAAUUUUUAGGAUGCCCUUCCCUCUUCUCCCUUCUUUCCCAAGUGAAAAGGAGUUAAAUGGAGAGAGAGAAAAGGCAUACAGGCCCAAAUAAAUAAUCUCACUGUUAUUUGGAAGUUAAAAGAAGAAAAGUUUAACAAUAAAUAAAAGGUAUUUAAGGUAGGGAAGUUGUACCUGAGAAUCAAGAUGUUGUCUACACUGAUCCUGUUAUGUGUUUGAUGUACACCAGUACCCCAAUUCCAGAGUCUAAGCUUCCACCUCUGUCUCUUGGGAGCUCACAUAAGCAUCAGAGCCCAGAUCUGUCGUGUAAGUUGGAUUCAAAACUGCAUGGGGAGGUGUGAUAAUGUUUUGUGUGGAACAAUGUGAAAACUCUUCUGCAAUAAGAAAUUCAGUCAUGUAUGCACUGUUAGCUCUGUUAAGAUUGAUACCACUGUGGAAAAUGAUUUGAUGUAGAGUGUGAGCUGAGGGAGUGCAGAGUGAAAGCUUGCUUACAAAGUAGAAAUAGCAAAUGAGCAGGAGUAAAGCAGUAAAACUCCUGUGCUUCCAUUUCAUCUGGUUUUAAGCUUGCUUUCCUAGUGAAGUGAGAAGCUAUUUCAAAAUGACUGAUCAAGUCAAAUACUGUAUUAGGUUCCUCAUAAACUAAAGGUAGCUGCAUUCAGAAAAGUAAAAUGCUUAUCAUUAGUCAGAUUAUUUGCAGCAAUCAGUUUCUGUCAUGACCCUGUUGCACAAAGUUCCUUUCUGGCUGAAGAUAACAACUUUGUCACACCCAGUAGCCUCAGGUGAGAGAAAGAAGCAUUGCCACAAAGGGAUGGUUGUUCCCCCACCUUCACUUUUCAAACAAGUGACUCCAAGAACACUGAAAACAUGACAGAAGAUCAAAGCUCAGAAGAGUCUCCUCAAGCUACAGCAGAAAACACAUUUUGCAAGACCUUCACCAGCUGAAAACAAGCAAGAUAGCCCUGCAUGGAUAAUUGCUGAAGACCUGGCACUGUUAAAAGUAUGGACACUUCCUUCAAACCUCGCCAUGGUGUGGCCAGCACAGACAGCAAACUGGGACUUUGUCAGUGAUGUUGUUAGCUCUGGAAACAAUGCUUAUCACUCCCCAGAGCAAUGCCAAUGUCGCUACAUAAAAGCACUUGAAGGAAAGAACACAGGUGGUUAUCCUCUUUGUGUUAGACAAGUCUAUGCUAAAGACCUGAAUUCUGAACACACUCAAAUCUGUAUGAAUCACUUUGAGUUGAUGACAGUGACAGCUAGAAAAAGAAGUUCCUCAAACAGAUCUCUUGCAGAGACUGAUAACAACCUGCUGCCCGUGUCCGAGAUUGUUUCUACCUGUGUGGAGCCUAUGAUGAUGCAGGAAAAGGAAUUGACUGAAAAUCAAACAGCUCCACAACUGCCAGAGCAACAGCCUAGUCAGAAGGAAGAAGAAGAACAAAUAAUGGAGCAAAUCUAAACCCAGUGUCAGCAUCGGGUGGAAAUACAGCGGCUGAAGUUUCGCUGGUCCGUGCUGAGAUAAGCAGCCUGCAGUUCCUCUUGCAAGGAGGUGACUUUUCUUCGGAUUUUCAUACUCGAUGGGACCGCUAAGCGGUGCUGGGCAGAGACGCCUCUCGGAACCGUUACUGCGCUCUCGGAUCUGCACUACAAUAAAAGUGUAAUGUCCUGCCA
Pogoniulus pusillus (Red-fronted tinkerbird) is the source of this 3656-nucleotide messenger RNA. RefSeq names its product E1A-binding protein p400-like. The transcript is spliced from 6 exons. The coding region runs from base 3016 to 3444 and encodes 142 amino acids. Lineage: Eukaryota; Metazoa; Chordata; Aves; Piciformes; Lybiidae. The record is from RefSeq and is a predicted model, not a curated record.